AUGCCCUUGGUCGCGCGCGAAAUGGAUGCCUGGCUCAAAGGCUCGCCCGAUCGCGUUGCUGUCCUGCAUUGCAAGGCUGGGAAGGGACGUUCCGGUACAAUGGCCUGCACGUACCUUCUUUCCCUUGACGACAUCCCUAUGUCGCCUCAGCUGCAGCGAAGCUACACUGUGAAGGAAUGGGCCAAGCGACGACUAGAAAGUGCGAUAGAAACCCUUCCACCCGACGAAGAUACUCAGCUCACCUUCAGCAAGACCUCAUCCACCACCAACCCCUUGUCCCCUCUAUGCGAAACUCCAGGACCCUCAUCCGACGUAGAGGGGAUUUUGGACAUCGAAAAAGGCUCUCCUCCACCCACUGCGACGGCCAAUCCCGAAAGGUCAUUCACGGAUGCACUAAAGGGAGUUCUCGACCUCCAUACUGCCAGACGGAUGAAGCAAGAGGAAGGCAAUAGCAAGGCGAAGCAAGGAGUGAGCAUACCAAGCCAGAGGCGCUUUCUCUAUUAUUGGGCGCUGCUGCUAGCACACGACGCCCCAAAGCACGUCUGGGCUGUUGACUAUUCACAGUCUGUUCACGAUGCGGAGGACCGCCCUCCCUUCCAGAGAAGCACUGCAUCGAGACCCAAAGUUCGCCUAACACAACUCAAGCUUCGCAUGCGCGAAACGUCGGGUAUGAAGCUGAGCAUCAUUAAAGCAGCGAACAAGGUUAUCGAGCGUACGAACCUAGCCAAAGGACCUGACAAACCUCUUACCUCUGGAACAAGUAAAGAAAAAGAGAAAGAAAAGUCAUCUUCGUCCUCGAGCCAAGUGUGGGCGUCUCUGGCGCGGUAUGACGACACGCUCGUCGAUCUCCUCGAGGAGUGGGAGACCCACACGCGGGAUUCAGACGGUCACAUGGGCAAGCGGAGACCGGGAUCUGAACAUAUGAAGCGCGGAGAAACGACGGAAGAGGAUGUUCUCAACGAGGUAUUUCUAAGUGGCAAGUGGGACAAGGGGAAGAUGGUGCGGAGUUUUGCACGGUUGGGCGUUACAGACGGUGCUGGUGAGGUGAAUGCCGUGGACGAAAAAGAAGGAAAUAUCUAUAUAUACACUCUCCGACCGCUGUCCGACAAACGUUGGGAGGGCCUCAAGCACGACCUGCAAAAGAACGCCAGCAACGCCGAGCAGACCCUGGAUGCGAUCAACACCAACGCUGAAGCAACGGGUUUAUCGCGCUCAGAGACGAACUCGAUGUACGACAUCACGACGGCCGGCCUAAAAGCUGAGCUCGACCAAGGAAUCAUCCUCGACGCAGGCAGGGAGAUCCGCGUCAAGCUCUACAUGGGCCAGGUAUUCAUGGGCUGGCUCUGGUUCAUCCCGACCUUCCACAUGCCCCAACCACCACCGACAGCUUCUACGACACUGGCACCAGAGUCGCUCAAAUCAACUCUCCGCCUCACGCGUAAGGAGCUCGACUUCCCGCUCGGCCUCGGGAGCAGCAUCAUCGAUGUCGAGAUGGAGAUGGAGUGGGUCGCUCCAGCGCGUGGACAGGUAGGUGUUGAGGCGGUCGAGCCCCCGCUUCGCGCACGUACGGAGGAUUCGAAGAUCGGGACGGACGCAGAGCCUGUGCAGACUGGUAUUGCGGCGCUUGCACAGGUGAUGGUGAGCGACCAAGAAGUCGAGGGUGAGGGUACGAGCUCAGCGAGCAUGGCGGGCAAUGAGUCGGGAGGUUUGGGGAAGGUCGGAAUUCGGGAGACGGUGGAAGCGAAACAGGGCGCAAAGGAAUAA
This is a messenger RNA of Cyclocybe aegerita, 1764 nucleotides long. NCBI's taxonomy places the organism in Eukaryota, Fungi, Basidiomycota, Agaricomycetes, Agaricales, Hemipholiotaceae. The record is from the annotation of a GenBank genome assembly.